GACCACGUAUGCAUCCCAGAAAUGAGUCACCAGUCAAACCCUUCACUCUUUAGAUGUUUUCGGGAUGAUUAUCGGGGUGCUUUCUUCUGUCAUGUGUCGCCACAAUACUCUUGCAUCCGUUGUUUUCACCGCGUGCUGUCGCUCAGGAGGGCAACGAUUGCGCUCGUAUUGGGCGAGCAGCGACGUUUAGCUCGCCACCUUCAGGUGCUGAAGACAUAUGGGUCGCAUACUCGUGAUCACCAGCGGUGCUACUAUUAACGGCAUUAAGGAAAGGAUAGUAGUCACCAGCGUUCUCGUUGCCGUAUAAAUUACGAGAGCGUACGAUGCAGUGGAGGCAUUGAAGAAUAUCAUCUUCCUCACCAUGUUUCUCAGCAUUUCCACUGUUUUAUUUGUCAUUGUGGGCGUCGCCACUGCUGCUGGUCCCUCAUCCAACCAGAUCAAGAACCUCGUCACUUUCGGAGACUCUUAUACUGACGCGAUGCAAACGGGCGAUGGGGGGACUGCUUGGCCUACCUAUGCGGCCGGUUACGGCAAUUUUACACUCUUCCCUUUCGCCAAAGCUGGCGCCAGCUGUUCGAAUAACCUCACCUCCACUCCGUUUUUAUCCGUCGCUGAAGGCCAAGUGCCGUUGUAUCUUUCGGAGAAGAACGCGGGCACGAUUCACGUCCCUCCUCAAGAGACUAUCUAUACACUUUGGAUUGGGACCAAUGAUGUUGGUGCCAAUGCGAUACUGACUGGACAUCAAGCUCCAGGUGUGACGGUGGUUGAUACUACCGCUUGCGCUGUUAAUUGGGUGAAGACGCUGUAUCAAACUGGGGCUCGUAAUUUCCUGUUCCAGAAUAUGAUCCCUCUACAACAUACGCCAAUGUAUUCUCCGAAUGCAUACCCUAACCGUUACUGGACAGCCGCGCGAAACACCACAGAGUGGAGUCUCACCAUGACAGAACUUGUCAGUUCUGGCAAUACCUUGGCAAAACUGAUGCUACAAGAUCUUACACCCACGCUUCCAGGCGCACAUGUUGGUCUCUUCGAUUCAUACGCCCUCUUCACGGACAUGAUCGCUCACCCACAGAACUAUCUCAACGGAACCGCGCCUUUGAACGUGACCGAUGCUAUCAAUGCUUGUAUCUUCCAGGUUGACGAACCAACGUCUGGCCCGGCUGAUUGUACCACCGCAACAGGUACAGACAAAGAUAGUUUCCUCUGGUGGGAUGAAGUGCAUCCUUCUGAACAGGCUGAUAGGGUUGUUGCGAGAGAGAUCACAGCGGCUAUCAAGCGGACCAGUAGUCGAUGGACGACUUGGCUGAGUUAACAGGGGGUGCUCUCAUUUACUUAUCUCGCCACGUAUUUCUUGUUGUACAGAGGUCAGUUAUUGUGGAAUGCAAACACCAUGAAAUAGAAAGACUAUGCAAUU
Molecule: messenger RNA, 1414 nt
Organism: Somion occarium
Lineage: Eukaryota; Fungi; Basidiomycota; Agaricomycetes; Polyporales; Cerrenaceae
Source: the annotation of a GenBank genome assembly